AUGGCUUCUGCCGGAAAGGGUCCCGUAGCCACAGGGGCUUCGCAUGCUGCGCUUCCCGGCCCCCCAACUCCGGCGUUUUCCCCAGACCCUUCUGCCCUUUCUGCCGUUAUCGACCCUGAAAUCGACCCCUCUGCAUCGGAAGCUACGCGAUCAAUCAAGCGUCCACGCUCACCUUCGCUCGGCUCAUCCGCUGCUGCCGCAGACAUGUCCAGUAUUGGCCUAUCACCUAAAAAGAUUGCCCGGCUCGCUACCGGCUCGCGAUUUUCCGAUGCCACCGCCGAAUUGACCUCCCAACCUCCCGAUGACGAUGGCCAAGAACGCGUCGAACAAGAACAUGCGCAUGAGGGUGCCUCCGUGCUGCAGCCCCUAGGCGCUGAUGACUACGCGGCACAGACAGCUCUAUCAGUCCUGCGCGGAGCUGAGGCCCUGAUGUCUCAGAAAGCCGCGUCCGGGACCGCUACUACAGAAGUGGUAGCUGAGGCUGCUGCUGCCGUUGCUGCUGCUGCUUCGGGUGAAAACGCAGGCGCUGAGAACACCGAAGAUGCUGAUGCGCAGAUCACUGCCGACAACGCCACUGCCCUUGCUGAAGCGGCCGUUGAGGGGCUCGCUGCCGGCGAAGGCAAUGUCCAUGGUCACGGUCACGGCCAUAGCGCAGAACAGAUGGGCGUGGACACGCAGCAGAACCGGUCGAACUCUCUGUACGCUACCCCAGGCAUUUCCACACAGACGGAUACUGGCGAUGUGCACGGAUUGGCUGGGCCAGGGGCAUUUUCAGAGCUGGUACCCAAAUCGCCAUCCAACAAGAAGCACAAGUGUCCUUACUGCGAAACCGAAUUCACACGCCACCACAACCUCAAGAGUCACCUCCUCACACACAGCCAAGAAAAGCCGUACAGUUGUCAAGGAUGCGACAUGCGCUUCCGACGGCUGCACGACCUCAAGCGCCACAGCAAACUGCAUACGGGCGAGAAGCCCCACAUAUGCCCACGAUGCGACCGCAAGUUUGCUCGUGGCGACGCCCUGGCUCGGCAUAGCAAGGGUGCAGGAGGCUGUGCUGGGCGACGGUCGAGCUCGUCGGGCAAUUUUGGUGGCGCGGCCGCAGACGAGAGCUUCGAUGCCUCCAGCAUUGCCGAUGCAGACAGCUCGGUCAUGACUGGCAUCGAGUACGACAAUACCGAUGACGACGAGCGCAGACGCCUAAGUCUGCCGGUCAACAAGCUGCCGCAUGGCCGGGGUCCCCGAACGUCCACAGACGUGUUUGGCGCACAUGCACGGACGUAUCCCCUCAUGUCAGACGGACAGAGAGGGCCAGCAGUCAGCAGCCUUUAUCCACCGAGCAUCGACCGCACGCCCCCUGGGGCGUCUUCGACUCCGAGUCUGACAAAUGGGGCGUUGACGACGACAGCAGCCGGAAGGGGCCAUACGCCAAGCACGAGUAUGCCGUCGAUCCCGAUCAGCACAGGCAGUGCCUCUCUUUUCUCGCAGCACGGAAUUGCCGAGAGCCCCAAGCCUCUCAGCCCUGCUGCUGGCCCGGAUUCGAAUGCUCUCCGACCGUCGGGUGCACAAGCACAAUUCACGCAGGCACAGUUCACGCUGCGCAGGCCCAACUUGGCGGAGCCGCAUGACCCGUUGCAGCAGAUCAAAACCAAUGGCCCCAGUGGCAAUGGGGAUACCAAUGCGAAUAUUUUCUCGUCCGAGCAGGGCAUGUGGACGUAUAUUCAGACUCUGGAGAGCAAGCUCAAGGCGCAAGACGAGAAACUGAAGCUGCAGGACGAGCGUAUUGCGCUUCUGGAAGCAUCGAAGCUUGGAUAUGAGGCCCAGAUAUCCAGCCUAACGAAAGGGACCGCCGGCACGCGCAGCCAACCGACGACGACCGACGGCCAAGCACAGGCUGUGGCGAUUUCCGUCGAUCCGGUUCCAGAUACACAGCCGACAAUGGGUCCGCUGAUGGAAUCUCAGAUGGAACCGCCGAUGGACCCGCCGAUGGAGUCGCCGAUGGAACAGCAGGCCGAGCAGCAUAUUGGACAGGAAGACCAGCAGACGGACCAGCAGAGAGACCAGCAAGCGGAACAACAAGCGGAGCGACAGGCAGAGCGACAUGCCGAGCAACAGCUGGAACAACACAUCGGGCAGCAAUUGGAGAAUGCAAUCGUGCAGCAGUAA
Grosmannia clavigera kw1407 is the source of this 2163-nucleotide messenger RNA. Its product is annotated as c2h2 type zinc finger domain containing protein. The coding region runs from base 1 to 2163 and encodes 720 amino acids. The record is from RefSeq and is a predicted model, not a curated record. Gene Ontology annotation, molecular function: RNA polymerase II cis-regulatory region sequence-specific DNA binding; DNA-binding transcription factor activity, RNA polymerase II-specific. Gene Ontology annotation, cellular component: nucleus. NCBI's taxonomy places the organism in Eukaryota, Fungi, Ascomycota, Sordariomycetes, Ophiostomatales, Ophiostomataceae. The transcript has 2 exons. Gene Ontology annotation, biological process: regulation of transcription by RNA polymerase II.